UGCAAGCGGCGCUGACGAUCUAGUUUUGAUUUUCGCCUAUUCACGCCGUUGACGCAUAUAAACAAUUUUUCUUACAAUAAAUACGUCAGUAUUUAUAUUUUAACGAGUGAAUUAUGAGUUCCAUAGGUACAGGGUAUGACUUGUCUGCCUCUCAAUUUUCACCGGACGGACGGGUGUUUCAAGUUGAAUACGCUCAGAAAGCUGUCGAAAACGGAGGAACAGUCAUAGGAUUACGAGGAAAGGAUGGCAUUGUAUUUGCAGUUGAAAAGAUAGUUACAUCAAAGCUCUAUGAGCCUGGCACCAAUAAAAGAAUAUUCAACAUAGAUCAGCACGUUGGCAUGGCUGUUUCUGGUUUGAUUUCUGAUGCAAGACAGAUUGUAGAGAUUGCAAGAAACGAAGCAUCCAGUUAUAAGUCUCAGUAUGGAGUUGGUAUUCCCUUGAAGUAUUUGAAUGAAAGGGUCUCCAUGUACAUGCACGCGUACACUUUAUAUUCAGCAGUAAGGCCUUAUGGCUGUUCUGUAAUUAUUGGUGCUUAUGAGCACGAUGGGCCUACCAUGUACAUGAUAGAUCCUUCUGCAGUAUCAUAUGGAUACUAUGGUUGUGCUGUUGGCAAAGCAAAACAGUCAGCCAAGACAGAAAUCGAAAAGUUGAAGCUAUCAGACAUGACCUGCAAUGAUUUAGUCAAAGAAGCGGCACGUAUCAUCUACCUCGUUCACGACGAAUUAAAAGAUAAACAAUUUAAACUUGAAAUGAGCUGGGUAGGCAAGCAUACAAAUGGAAGGCACGAAUGUGUACCAGCGGAUAUAAAGGCCGAUGCCGAAGCAAAAGCCAAGCAGGCAAUGGCCGAAGAUUCAGACAGUGACACAGAAGAUAUGUAAAUCCAUACGAGAUAGCUCUAAAGAUAUUUUAUAUUGUAAAUUAUAAUUUAAGUACAUAAAAAUUGCUAAUACAAAACUCUUCUCUAUUAACGAAUAUGCUGAAUAAAAGAUGGCUGUUGUUUACAAAAUUAAAAAA
Messenger RNA from Osmia bicornis bicornis, 1014 nucleotides. RefSeq names its product proteasome subunit alpha type-3 (gene Prosalpha7). Gene Ontology annotation, biological process: ubiquitin-dependent protein catabolic process. Lineage: Eukaryota; Metazoa; Arthropoda; Insecta; Hymenoptera; Megachilidae. The record is from RefSeq and is a predicted model, not a curated record. The coding region runs from base 114 to 878 and encodes 254 amino acids. The transcript has 4 exons. Gene Ontology annotation, cellular component: nucleus; proteasome core complex; synapse.